UUUGACAAGUCAUAUUGGUAUCGCAUUUCUGUACCCCGGACGGUAAAUCUGUCCUGACGCAUCCAAUAUGCAGUCUGGAAUCUCAGUCUCCCAAGAGCUCCACGAUGCCUUCUCCCGCUUCGCGUCUGAUACCUCUAUCUUCUGUCUCCCCGUGACAAUCACCGCGGAGCGCCUAACCCCGCUUUCAACGCUCCCCUUCUCCGGCUUUGGAGAGAACGCGUUCUACGCCUCACUGUCACAGCUAACUUCUGUGUUGGAGCCAAAGACGCCUAUUUACCUGUUAAUCCGCCGGACUGGAUCUAAUCUGAUUGCCUUAACGUACAUUCCCUCCAACGCUGGGGUGCGUGCAAAGACUCUCUUCGCGUCUACACGGGCGACGCUGGUGAGGGAAUUGGGAAGCGAGAAGUUCAGUGAGACAAUCUUCGCCACAGACGAGGAGGAAGUCAUCGGAGAGAAUGCAUGGAAGGAGCGGGAGGCAGAGAAGAACGGGACUUCCACUGGCGGUUAUAGAAGGGAGGAUCUAAUGGGAGAAAAGGAAAGGGAAUUGGAAGCUGUGCGGAGGGCGGAGGAGGCUGCAAGGAGUGGGACUCCAGGGAGGGAUAUUGGGAUCGGUGGAACGUUUGCGAGAGGUCCUUCUAGGAUGAAAAUUGAAAUGCAAGUGGACGAGGAUGCGAAGAAUGCUCUAGGGGGGCUGCAGCAGGGUGGACUUGUGCAGAUGGCCAUUGACGUUUCAACGGAGACAUUCAAGCUCACUGCGGCUGAGUCUGGAGUUGACGCCAAUUCCGUCCAGAAUCACAUCUCUGCUUCCUCACCGAGAUACACGUUCUACCACUAUCCCGACUCCGACACCAUCAUCUUCAUCUAUACCUGUCCAUCAGGCUCGUCAAUCAAGGAGCGGAUGCUGUACGCUAGUUCCCGGAUGCAUGCGCUCCAGGUGGCGGAAGAACAGGGUCUGAAGAUUCUGAAAAAGAUUGAGGCCGGGGCGCCCGACGAAGUUACAGGCGAACGCCUUCAGGAAGAAGUGAACCCCCCGCAGAACAACGGUCUCAGGCAAGGGUUCGCAAAGCCCAGACGCCCGGGGAGGUAGAUGUUGACCGCCGCUCUCUAGCAAGUCCUGGGGGAUUGAUCCGGGCUUCAGCGUAAGAGAUAUCGUACACAUAUAUCCGUAGCCAAGAUUCAUUGCCGUUCU
Messenger RNA from Aspergillus nidulans FGSC A4, 1189 nucleotides. Its product is annotated as twinfilin. The record is from RefSeq and is a predicted model, not a curated record. Gene Ontology annotation, biological process: negative regulation of actin filament polymerization. The transcript has 4 exons. Gene Ontology annotation, cellular component: cytoskeleton; cell cortex. NCBI's taxonomy places the organism in Eukaryota, Fungi, Ascomycota, Eurotiomycetes, Eurotiales, Aspergillaceae. Gene Ontology annotation, molecular function: actin binding. Bases 68 to 1087 code for a protein of 339 amino acids.